CAAAACUAAUCUCUGUGUCUCUGCAUAUUUUUGAAUUGCAGGGGUAUAGCUGAUGUCACUGUAGAGAUAAAAAGCUUGGGUCUUUUGCAUGAUGUCACCACUAGCUAGGUGGUGAUCUGAAGCAAACAGUGCUUCCAUUUAUUGUGAUCAAUCGGAGCCCGUGACUCUCAUUUCAUAAGGUAGUCAAAAUUGGAGGAACCCAUUUGAGAAAGAAGUGUUCUUGAUUGGAAAGAUGGGUCUUUUAGAGUAGUGGAGGUGAGAUAUACUUGGGUUUAGUGGUUUUUCUUAGCUUGGUGAAGUGGGUUUGGGUACAAUUGAGGAUUGAAAUUUGGGGGAAAAUGAUGGAGCCUGAGCUGUGUGCUUCUAGGGUGUUAUCACCUUGUAAUGAGGAAAGUGGGGAUGAUGAGCUCUCAGUUCUUCCAAGGCACACCAAGGUGAUUGUUACUGGGAACAAUAGAACAAAGUCUGUGUUGGUGGGUCUACAAGGAGUGGUUAAGAAAGCUGUUGGGCUUGGUGGUUGGCACUGGCUGGUUCUGAAAAAUGGGGUUGAAGUCAAGCUGCAAAGGAAUGCAUUGAGUGUGCUGGAACAUCCUACAGGGAAUGAGGAAGAUUUUGACAAUGAUCAUGUUAACUCUAGCAGUGGCUCUGAACUGGGUGUUAAGGAGAAUGAUUUCACUAGGAGUCUUGAGUUCCAAAGACAUUGUAAACCAAGAUUUAAGUAUCCAAAAUCAUAUGUUCCAUCCGCAACAACCAAGUCUAUCUAUCGUGGAAGUUAUCAAGCAUUUCAGCCCAUCCACAAACCUCAGCUGAGAGUAAACAUGGGAAAACUAGGAACAAGCACAUUGCGGAGAUAUUGCAGGCACUUCAACCUUGUAAGCAACAAUCCUAAUCCAACAAGGGAGCAGUUGAUUAGCAUUGUGCAACGACAUUUUACAUCACAGCUGAUACGACUGGAUGAGGCAUCAGUGAUCACUGAAUUCGUCAAUGCUGCAAGGAGGCGCAAAUUUGCCGAGUUGGCUAGGAAACGUACAGAAAGAGAAAUGUGAAUGUUGAAUGCUUGUAUAUCUACCCUAACCUUUAGAUCAGAUCAUAGAGUGAUGUGGGGAGUGUUGUGCUUGCUAUGUUCUCACUCCCUCAAAUCGCAAAUUUCUUGUAAAUACUCCUUAGCUAUGCCAUAUUAAUCAUUAGGAUCAUCCCAUCAUUUUAUUCAUCUAUCUUCUACAUGAGCAGUAUGCGACGAAUAUAGACGAUUUUAGAAACAGAAUUGGUAAAAUGUGCAGACUGCAGAGAACAAGCU
Molecule: messenger RNA, 1297 nt
Organism: Fragaria vesca subsp. vesca
Lineage: Eukaryota; Viridiplantae; Streptophyta; Magnoliopsida; Rosales; Rosaceae
Exons: 7
Coding region: 339-1046 (235 amino acids)
Biological process (GO): regulation of DNA-templated transcription
Cellular component (GO): histone deacetylase complex
Molecular function (GO): protein binding; transcription coregulator activity
Source: RefSeq, a predicted model, not a curated record